Messenger RNA from Seminavis robusta, 2328 nucleotides. The record is from the annotation of a GenBank genome assembly. Lineage: Eukaryota; Bacillariophyta; Bacillariophyceae; Naviculales; Naviculaceae.
AUGGAGCAAAGCAACGACGAAACCAGCAAAGUCCAUUUGGACGACAGCUCCGAAGAAGAGAUAGAUGUAGACGAGCUUGCCGCAUUGCUCGAACAACAGGAGCAUGAAGAUCUGAUACCCAAACCUGCCGGAAGGGGUACAGGGUCCAACGAAAAAUGCAUGCCGGGCACACCGGAACUGCUGUCUGCCCCAACUGCCAACACAAAAGGCAAGUCUACUAGUGGUAUGGAUACAAACAACUGCAGUCCAUCAGAGGCCCCGACUCUUAGGGCUACAAACACAGCAAACAAUGACGCUAGCGACACCAUGGAUGUGAAAAUCAAGUACAAUCCUAAGGUUCUGCAUUUUCUCGAUCCAUCAGGGGUGGCUCGAGCGCAACUAGAAGGCAGUGAUUCAACGGACAAAGAAGAGAACAAUGAUACAAGCAAAGCGGAAAAGAAGCCAACGAUCUUGCAUUUUCUCAGGCCAUCAUCAGAAAUGCCACCAGAAGAACAAAAUGGCGUGCAAAAUGAUAGUGAUGGCAAUCAUGCCUCUGCUCCACCUCGUGAAGAUAUUGGACAGGUGCCUGGUGCCUACGCUUACGAAAAUGGCACACUGCUGCCUGCAGCUGAGGCAAAUGCUGAAGAGGCUGAUGAUGACUUCGAUUGGCAUCAAUACCAACAGGACCAGGACGACGUGGUGAACCUCGUUCCUGGACCGCCUGAAGUGGGAGCAGGGCCUGUGGAUUUGGUCACUGCCAAUCCAGUGGCAGACCUUGAAGGCUUGCAAACUGCUCAACUCAAGAGCCGUGAAUCUGCUCAAAGCAGAGAUUGCUGCUAUCUUUCUUUGCUUGUGACUUGUGCCAUUGUGGCAAUAUCUGGAGGAAUUGUGCUUUGGUUUGUGUUCAAGCCAAAUGAUGACUCUGGAGACACUAGUGUUCCUUCCGGUAACACUUUCAAAACCAAGCUACCACGAAAGGAACACAUGCUAUCCCUGUUACCAAACUACACAGUUGAUGAAAUCGAUGUGAAGAACUACAGUAGCAGCCUUUCAGCCACAUAUCAGACAAGAGCCUUUAACUGGACGAUGCAUGACCCAAGCUUUGAUUCCUAUGAUGACAUGAGGCUGCUCGAGAGGUUUGCACUGGCGUGUCUGUACUUCUGUACUGGUGGAAACAGUUGGCAAUCAGAUGGAAAUUGGUUGUCCUAUGAAAUCGACGAGACAAGUUGGUACGAAAGUUUAAACGAUUUUGACUUUUUCGCAAAGUUGAUCGACCCUCCCAGCGAUACGUUGACGCGUGUUUGGCUUUCUGGCAAUGGCCUUUCUGGUUCCAUACCGCCAGAGCUGUUUCUCAUCACAACACUGAAGUUUGUUGACUUCUCUUUGAACGAGAACUUGAUUGGAGUUUUGCCAUCUGAGAUUGGAAACCUUCAUCAACUGGAUCAAAUAUCUUUGUUCCGCACUUCUUUGUCGGGGACUCUUCCAACUGAAAUAGGCCAGGCAUCGAACCUACUGGCCAUGUUCUGCUCUCGAUCAAGGAUUCAAGGCCAGCUUCCAUCUGAAUUUGGACUGCUGGGGAGACUUCUUUACUUGCAGUUACAGGAAACACUCUUGUCUGGUGAAAUCCCCUCUGAAGUUGGCCUGUUGCCUCUACUUGUUCAUCUGGACCUUGCAGGUGACCAACUUGGAGGCACUUUGCCAACAGAGCUGGGUCAGUUGAGCACACUGUUGUGGCUGAAUCUCGAUUUCAACCACAUCACUGGCACCAUUCCUUCUGAGCUUGGUGGCAUACUGCAAGAUCCUCUCACAACACACUAUGACAAGUAUUAUGCCCUGGCGGAAGAAGUGAUACCAGGAUUUGAUAUCACGUUUAUCCUGGACCUGAUCAAAAGUGAGUUGGACCAAACUAACACAGGGCUAUCGCUUGAAGGAAACUCAUUGGGGGGGACUAUUCCAUCAGAGCUGGGCAGGUUUGUUGACGCCCAGUCACUUUGGCUCGAGUCAAACCAACUGUCUGGUAGGAUUCCCAGUGAGCUUGGGCUAGUUCAAAGUCUUCAAGAUCUCUACUUUUCCUCCAAUGAACUGUCUGGCGAGAUUCCCAGCGAGCUUGGGCUAUUGACACGUCUUCGCGUGCUUGACCUUGAGUCAAACCAACUGUCUGGAAAGAUUCCCAGUGAGAUUGGGCUAUUGACAAGUCUUCGAUCGCUUUACCUUGGGUCAAACCAACUGUCUGAAGAGAUUCCAAAGGAGCUUGGGCUAUUGACAAGUCUUCGAUCGCUUUACCUUGGGUCAAACCAACUGUCUGAAGAGAUUCCAAAGGAGCUUGGGCUAUUGACAAAUCUCCAUUGA